GGUAUGAUGUCAUUGUAACGCAAUAUCCGUAAUAUAAAAAUACCUGCUGUAAGCGAAUGACAAAUAUGUUAUACCAAUUUCGAAAGAAAAAAACCCACAUUUGUUUGAAUUGGACAACAAAUGAUUCAAGAUGCUUCAUCAUAAUAUAUAUGUUUAUUUUUUAUUAUUAUUAUUUUUUUUUUGCAUUUGUUUGACCCACAUGGCUUUGAAAAUACAGACUCUAAUUGGUUGAGUUCAAUUUCUAAUUAACUCCAGGUGACAAUUGUGGCAAACUGAUUAGUAGGGGCGAGCACUUCACAGGAAAUAAGAUGCUCAGAAAAUGGGGUUGAUGCAUAUGUGGAUUUUCUUAUUUCUGUAUUAUUUGGCCUAUUCUAAGCCACUGACAAGUGUUCCAGAAUAUGAAGAUGCAGAAUUAGAAUGGGAGAGUUUGCAGGCAGGGCUGGAGAAUGAGAUGGAUGAAGUCACUCCUGGCCUUGUACCCAGACCCCCAAUGUUUAGUGACCGAUUCCUAAGGAGUAUAUCUUCAGCAGUACCAAUGGCUCCAUGGUAUCGAAUUGUUCCUUUCUCACAGGACCCGAAAGAGCUAUUCAUGCCCGAAAAAGGUGUUAGACCUGUUCCAGACUCAGUCAAGGAGAUGUUGCUUGCACCACCUUCCACUGUUGCCUCAUCUGGAGUAGCAGCCAAAUCUAAGCUUGUUGAGGUCUUGUGCCACAUUGACCGCAUGUACGUGAAAGUAAGCAAGCAGCUUUUUUCAACAACAGACGCUUUCAAAGACUUGAAACUUGGCAAGUGUCCUGUAAACGAAGGCACUGCACAACAUUAUUACCUUCUCUACCUUUUGAAAACUGACUGUGGAUUCGAGAGAGAGAGUACUGAAGACUAUUUGUUCAUCAGUAUUGUACUCCACUAUAAGCCAACCACUCCAGUUAUUAGAGAGCUGCCAUUUGAUGUUGCCUUGCAAUGCAAAUACCCAAGGCAUUUUCACUCCUUCAAUCCUGGCAUCUCUAUCGAACUGAGGAGAGGCACAGUUUACAAACCCCUACGUUCAAAAAAUGCUUAUGUCAUCACUCCACAAGAUGCAUCGGGGAAUGAAAUUGUUGGUGAUAAAAUGUUUAUCCUGGGACAGCCAAUGUACUUUGUGGUGAAACAAACAGACAGCACUUCAACAGACCAGAGACUUUACAUCAACAAGUGUUUCAUGACUGCUUUCCAAGAUCCUUACUCUGAACCUAAAUACACCGUUAUUGACAACCAAGGUUGUAUGAUUGAUAGUAUGGUGACAAGACAGUCUGCGUUUCUCAAGGGCCCCUUAAACAUCCAAAAAUUCUCAGUGAGCGCCUUCAUUUUCAAAGACACUGCAGUUUCAUCAUCAUCGCAACUCUAUCUGCACUGUGAAUUCUCUAUGGGCGAUCCAACACCAACCUCAAGUUCAAAGGCUUGCAAUUAUCAUCGAGUUACCAAAAAGUGGAGGGAGUUGUAUGGUAAUGACAGUGUGUGUGCCUGCUGUGAAUCCGCCUGCUUACCACUAUCAAAAGCUUCUGGGAACAUGGUCUCAAGUCCGUCUUGGAAGGUCAGAUUUGGAGGUGAGGAUGGAAACCCGGUGUUUGAGCUGCAGCCGAGGUCCAACAACUGGGGGGCCUUCAGUUUGGAGGACUCAUCUGACCACAGUGACUUCCUUAGCUACUGGGACUAAUUAUUGAAUAUUUUGGAAAUAAAAGUACUUCGCCUCCUC
Phyllopteryx taeniolatus (common seadragon) is the source of this 1732-nucleotide messenger RNA. RefSeq names its product zona pellucida glycoprotein 3c (gene zp3c). Gene Ontology annotation, molecular function: acrosin binding. The coding region runs from base 320 to 1693 and encodes 457 amino acids. Lineage: Eukaryota; Metazoa; Chordata; Actinopteri; Syngnathiformes; Syngnathidae. The transcript has 8 exons. Gene Ontology annotation, cellular component: extracellular matrix. The record is from RefSeq and is a predicted model, not a curated record. Gene Ontology annotation, biological process: binding of sperm to zona pellucida; egg coat formation; positive regulation of acrosome reaction.